AUGGCCGAGAUCGACACUACACCAUUAGAGUCCGUGAAGGCAGCAGUGGAUCUCUUCGACCGGGGAAGCGAUCAGAGCAGGCUUAGUCCAGACGGGAAUGAGGAAGAUCAGAUCGCCGUCUUAACCAAGGAGCUCGCGACCUGCAAGCUGCAGCUGGAAGUGAGAGAGAGCCAGCACAAGCAAGCCACGAUGCAGAUCGAAGCUCUCCAGAAGGCGGUGCAGGAGCUGUCGGGGCAGCACGAGAAAGAGUGCAUGGACGCGCACCUCCGCAUCGCCCAGCUGGAGGCCGAGAACAUCAGCAUCAUGAGCCGGCAGUCGGAGACGGACGGCGAGUGCGAGGCCCUGAGGGGCGAGCUCGCCGUCGUGAGGCGCGACCUCGACGCCGCCAGGGCGUCGGUCGCCUUCGUGCUGCGGGAGGUGGAGGACAUGGAGACGAGGGCCAUCCUGGAGAGGGAAGGCACCAAGGACGCCCUGGCGCGGAUACUGCAGCUCAACGAGACGGUCCUGUCGUCCGCCGUCGCCGCCAUCAGGGCGGAGGAGGAGAGGUCCGUCUUCUUUCAGGAGUCCACGCUCCAGUUGCUUGACUCUGACAGGAAUCUGGAGGUCGUCAGGAGGCAGAUUGAGAUGAUGGAGCGCAUGGAGAUGGAGCUGCUGGCCAAGACGGUGGAAGUUGAGUACCUGCAGGCGGAGCUCAAGCAGGCCAAGGAGAUUUACGUGUCGCCGCAAAAGCCACGAGAUUCUGAUGCAACGACGGUGCUCAGUGCUGCCGGUUGCAGCAACUUGGAUGGUCGUCAUGAUCAGGUUCAGGUUCUGGGACGUGAAACAGCAGUGGAAGAUGCUGAAGCGGAGCCGGAAUUCACGUUUCAGCACUCACCAGGAUUAUCCUUUGUCUCUGAUGAAAUCUUCAGAAAGGAUUGUCAAGUCGUCGUUCCAUCUGGUGGCAGCGAGAUGGAAAUUGGUACAUCCGAGGACUUAGCUGAGAGUGAGAAUAAACAAGGAGCAGCAGUGAUGGUUGGGGACACGACAGUAGCUGAAGGGAAUUCCGAUGCUCAAGAUACAAGAUGUCUUAUUGCUAAAAUCUCUGGAGAAGAUAACUAUGCCAAUCAACCACGUGUCAGAUUCAAAUGUAUCGAAGCAGAACCAGCUGAGUCAGAUGGCGCACUUGCAGACUUCACGGUGUGCCAAGGGAAUGACGCCCCUGUUCAAGAUCACGUAGAGACGAGGGCAGAUGCCAGCUUUGUCCUUGAGAGCUCCAAGGACGAUUUCCAGAGCAUGCACUCUGAUGUCAAGGACGUCAUCAGCAUCGCCGAGGUUGACAAGGUCGCGAGGGCAUCGAACCAAGAACCACGAGCGGAGCCGGCCGCAGCUCCGACGACCUCCACGCCGCGAGAAGGCAGCUCAGAUACUUGCGCCUUCGCCACGGAGGUCGUCUCCAAAGACGAGGACGAGUUCUACACGAAGGAGCUGGAGCCCGAGCCGGCGGGGCAGGGGGCCAAGCAGCUGGACGGGUACGUGCUCGUGUCGAAGGGCAGCGACGCCGGCGCCGACGUCGCGGUCAAGGACAAGCAGCUGGAUGAGGCGCGCACGGAGAUCAGCGACCUGCGGUUCAGCCUGGAGGAGGCCGUGCGGCGGGCCGAGCUGGCCGAGGAGGCCAAGGUGGCGCUGGAGCGGGAGCUGCGGGAGGAGAUCAGGAGGAAGCACACCCCAUCGCGGCGGCGCGCGACGUCGGACUCGGAGGCCGGUCGGCGCCCGGCGCGCGAGGGGGCUCGUCCGACUACGCCCGCGCAGCCGCGGCCGACGUCGUCUAGUACGUCAGGGACGCCGUCCAGGGCACUGAGGAGUGCCCGCCCGGGAGGGGAGGACAUGCCGACGCCGCGCUGCUUGACGCUGGGAAAGGUGUUGAAUAUGAAGUACAAGUGA
Molecule: messenger RNA, 1920 nt
Organism: Sorghum bicolor (sorghum)
Lineage: Eukaryota; Viridiplantae; Streptophyta; Magnoliopsida; Poales; Poaceae
Exons: 2
Coding region: 1-1920 (639 amino acids)
Source: RefSeq, a predicted model, not a curated record